This is a messenger RNA of Xenopus tropicalis (tropical clawed frog), 1758 nucleotides long. Its product is annotated as TRIO and F-actin-binding protein-like. The transcript has 8 exons. The record is from RefSeq and is a predicted model, not a curated record. Lineage: Eukaryota; Metazoa; Chordata; Amphibia; Anura; Pipidae. The coding region runs from base 1 to 1758 and encodes 585 amino acids.
AUGAAGGGCCACAGGUUGUCUAUUGUGCAUGGCUCCACAGACUUGGCAUUUGUUCCUCCUCUGUAUUUUGAUGUUCUUGCUACAUCUGACUCCUGUGACUCCAGCAGCCCUCUUUGUAUUGUCGCUCCUCAGUGUGAGUUGUAUACAACACUAGGAGAAGAGCAUGUCAAGCACAGUUGGCAGGAAUCAUUUUCCGUUACCCAGGUGACCUGUAAAGACUCGAGGGAUGGAUUCAGUUCUUCGAGUUGGGGACUAAGUAGUGUUUACGAAGAGGUUGCUGAGAUUUUUGAAUCAGAGGGUGAAAUGCACUUAGCGGCAUACCAUGGGGACCCCCCCAAAAAAUCCCAGCAAAGGAGCUCUACCUCCAUGCCACCAAAGAGGAGUGUCUCUCCCGCACCAUCAAACCACAGAAGUAUUCCUCCUGGGAGGCAAAAUGAAAGGAGUGUCUCUCAGGUGAGACUAAAUCAGAGAAGUACCUCUCCUAGAAGAUUAAACGAGAGGAGUGUCUCUCCUGUGAGAGUAAAUCAGAGAAGUACCUCUCCUGGAAGGCCAAACCAAAGGAGUGUAUCUCCUGCAAGACUAAGUCAGAGAAAUUCUUCUCCUGAAAGGCCACAUGUGAGGAGGAGUGCCUCCCCUAUAAGAACACAUGAAAGAAGUAGCUCAGCAGUAAAAACCCAAAAAAGAAGUGCUUCCCCUGUAAGGCCUAUGGACCGGAGCACCUCCCCAGAAAGACAUCAGUAUGAUGGCCCAUCACCUUUGAAAGCACCCCAGAAGAGCACAUCUCAAUUAAAAUCUCAGCAGUGGAUUGGAACCCCAUUAAUAUCUCAGCAGAGAAAUUCCUCCGCUAUAAAACUUCAACAGAGCCAAGCCUCGCCAGUAAAUUCCCACAGGAGGAGUGACUCCCCGGGAAGAUGCAGUCAGAGAAGCACCUCUCCUUUGGGAUCCCGGCAUAGAAGCACAACUCCCACAAGAUCAUACCAGAGAAGUACAUCCCCUGUUGCAUCUCAGCAUAACAGAUCAUCCACCAAUACUCUCCACCAAAGAAGCACCUCUCCUGUAAGACCCCUGCAGCGAAACAAAUCUCCUGAGAGAAACAUGUCCAUAUCAGAACAAAGGGGUACUUCUUAUGGUGGACAGGCACUCAACUCUUCUAGAAGGCCUUCAGUUUCAAACGCAGUUAAAAAAGAGUCUCACUCCCGUACAGUUCAGAACGCACCAAACCUUGGGGUGAGUCGGCGACUUACAUCAUCCACAAGCUCCCUAGACUCUGAUGGUGGCUCCCGAGGCUCUAGUAACCGUAUACCAUACACCGCUUUGGCAGAUAUACCACCAGCCAAACGUCUAGGGCCUGGUUUUAAAAAGAGCAAAGCUCCGAAUAACCAAACACGUAGCCCUGGAAGAGCUGAGGUGGAGAGAAUAUUUGGGCAAGACAGAAGAACAGCAGAGGCGCUUGAAGCUUUUCAGGCCCUAGAGGCUGGAUUAAUUGAGAGACUGCCAGAUAAGAACCCAUCCUUGCAGAGGAGGCUCACAAGAAGGCAAUCUACUCCCUGUUUGUACCCAGAGGAGUCAGUGCUUAUGCGCCAAGAACUGAGGUCGCGGAGAGCAAGUCUACACCCACCGCCAAGAACAGACAGGGAUUGUUAUAGCAGCCCGGGCAGAUGGAGCCGGGACUCCUCACCUCAUCGUACAGGGAGCCAGGUAAAUGACUGCCCAGCUAGAAAGAGAGACACUCAUUGGGGGAUGAGGUUCAUUAAGUAA